AUGGUUACCCAAGAUUCCCCUUCAAAUCCAACAGAACCAUCAUGUAAUCUGCAACAACUUGGGACCCAAAACUAUGAUGUUUUCCCACCUGAUUUAGGCAGCAAUGCUCAGUUUCUUGGUGGGAGAAUGCCUAGAUCCACCAGACAUUUUAUGGAUCUUCUUGGAGCCUCAAAUGAUGUCCAUAACCAAGCACAAAAGCUCUCACUUUCUUUGGGCUCUUGUUCCUUGUUCCCCCCUUCUGUCCAAUGUAGGGAGACAUCCUUAAACCAGAACAACAACAUCAUGAAUCCUGGAUUCAUGAAUUACUCUCUUGCUGGAGGAAGUUCAGCCCUCGCGGCUCCAAUUGCUGAUUCGAAGUACUUUAGGCCUGCCCGGGCACUUCUCGAGGAAGUGGCGAGUGUUGGUGGGCAGGACACGGGGGUCAGAUACAAGAAAUUGAUGAGGAGAUUGUCGCGAAACAGCAAGAAUGGCUCGUUGGGGGUUCGGUCUGCUGUGAGACUAGACUUCCCUACUAAUGAACUUGAAGCUAAGAUCAUGAAGUUGAUAACCAUGUUGGAAGAGGUGGAGAGGAGAUAUGAGCAGUACUGUCAUCAAAUGGAGGAAUUGGUGUCAUCGUUUGAGGCGAUAUCGGGGAAAUCAUAUAUGGUCCUCGCCCUCGAGGCCAUGUCCAAACACUUCUGCAGCUUGAGAGACGCAAUCAUAGCCCAGAUAAACGCCACGAGGCGAAGAUUAUCAGAAGAAACUCCAACCAGAGAGCUGCACUCACAUUUCAGCCUUUUCCCCCCAUCAUCAGAGGCUGCCAUGCUUCAGAAACUCUCCCUUCAACACCUUGGAUUGAUCCAGAGCUCCCGGCAGGCGUGGCGCCCAAUCAGAGGCCUGCCUGAGACCUCCGUCGCCAUUCUUCGCGCUUGGCUGUUCCAACACUUCCUCCACCCAUACCCAAAUGACUCAGAGAAACUAAUCUUGGCAUCCCAGACAGGCCUGUCCAAGAAUCAAGUUUCGAAUUGGUUCAUAAAUGCCAGAGUGCGGCUGUGGAAACCCAUGAUUGAGGAAAUGUACAAAGAGGAGUUUGCAGAAUCAUCUUCAGCUGAUGAAUGUGAUAAUCUGUUUGGUGGGUCGAGUUCGAGUACAAGAAGUUCAAGAACAGCAACACAAGGAGCCAUGAAUUCUGCAGAGGAAUGAACACAUCCAAACACAUCAUUCAAAAUCUAAGAUGAAACCUCAAUCAAGCUUACAUUUUGCCCACAUUUUUCUUAUCUUAAUGGCGUUUGCUCUUCUUGGUUUAGUAUAUUUUGCAGAAAAUCUAUGAUCUUGUAAUGUCAUAUAUAUGAUGACAUCCCAACAACGGCUGCACUCUGUUUUUCUUAGUUCAAGAGUAUUGUA
Molecule: messenger RNA, 1383 nt
Organism: Ipomoea triloba (trilobed morning glory)
Lineage: Eukaryota; Viridiplantae; Streptophyta; Magnoliopsida; Solanales; Convolvulaceae
Product: BEL1-like homeodomain protein 11
Exons: 4
Coding region: 1-1182 (393 amino acids)
Biological process (GO): regulation of transcription by RNA polymerase II
Molecular function (GO): DNA-binding transcription factor activity, RNA polymerase II-specific; RNA polymerase II cis-regulatory region sequence-specific DNA binding
Source: RefSeq, a predicted model, not a curated record